Messenger RNA from Grammomys surdaster, 3183 nucleotides. It is a transcript of the gene Mrm1, whose product is annotated as mitochondrial rRNA methyltransferase 1. The coding region runs from base 50 to 985 and encodes 311 amino acids. The transcript is spliced from 5 exons. Gene Ontology annotation, biological process: rRNA methylation. NCBI's taxonomy places the organism in Eukaryota, Metazoa, Chordata, Mammalia, Rodentia, Muridae. The record is from RefSeq and is a predicted model, not a curated record. Gene Ontology annotation, molecular function: RNA methyltransferase activity; RNA binding. Gene Ontology annotation, cellular component: mitochondrion.
CAACGAGUCCUCCCCAGCUGUCAGUGGAGUCCCGGGCGCUGCUGGAGCAAUGCGACUCCUCUGGACGGUCGGAUGCUUCGAUCGCCUGAUUGCCCGCCAUUUCUCCUCGGUGGCUCGGCGCGGAGAGUGGCCUGGCGGGGAGGAGCUGAGUCGCUUGGUUCUGGAUGACCUGGCGCCGGCCCAGCGGCUGGAACGUCUAUUUGGCCUGUCCCCAUGCCUCCUGGCCUUGAGGGCCGCCCGCCGGCGCGUGGCCCGGCUCCUGCUCCAGGCCGGUAAGGCUGGGCUGCAGGGGGAGCGGGCCGAGCUGCUCCGGGUAGCCGAGGCUCGGGGGAUCCCUGUCUUGAGGCCCAGGCGUCAGAAACUGGAUGCCUUGUGCGACUACCAGGUGCACCAGGGCGUCUGCAUGGAGGUGAGCCCGCUGCGACCCCGGCCUUGCGAUGAGGUGGCAGACACGAGCUCAGGCGACGACCCUCAGCAGCUGUGGCUCGUCCUUGAGGGGCUCCAGGAUCCCCGCAAUCUUGGAGCUGUGAUGCGCUCCGCUCACUUCCUCGGAGUAGACAGGGUCAUCACCAGCCGGAGAAACAGCUGUCCGCUUACUCCAGUAGUCAGCAAGGCCAGCGCUGGGGCUAUGGAGGUGAUGGACGUGUUCGCCACUCCUGACCUGCCCGGUUUUUUGCAGGCCAAGGCCCAGCAGGGAUGGCUCGUGGUGGGCACAGUGGGCUGCCCAGGUCCUGAGAUCUCCCAGUCCUCUAAGGUCCCCAUCAUUAGCUGCUUAGAGUUCGUCUGGGACCGACCUACUCUCCUGGUGCUGGGCAAUGAGGGCUCUGGUCUGUCCCAGGAGGUUUUUGCCUCCUGCCAGCUGCUCCUUACCAUUCUGCCCAGACGACACCUGCCUCCCGGUCUUGAGUCCUUGAAUGUGUCUGUGGCUACAGGAAUUCUUCUACACUCCAUUUGCAGCCAGAAGAAAGAUUUCCCUGUACAGUAGAAAGGACAGCUUCAAGACUCCUGAGAACCCUUAGCUACAUCUGAAGGACUCAGAGAAGCCCAGUACCCAGGACUACCAUUGUGGUCAGAAAAGCAGGCCAAAUGUGGGCUGACAUAGACUGUCUGAGAUGCUCAUGUGUAGGAAUCAGAAUGAGUCACACAACCACCAAUCCUCAGGCUUGGAUGUAAUGGGCCCUCUCUGUGGAGACCAAAAGCUUUAUAUCCAGUUGGAAAUGGUAGUUUGCUAAUUUCCAGGACGGGUUAGGACAGUCAGUAUCUGUCCUGGAUCCCAGUAGAAGUCAGGGGGCUGUCGUGGCAUGUGGAGGAGCCAGGCAGUCAGUGCAGGGUGUGUGGAAUGUGAGGGUGAGAUUGCAGAGGGAAGCUGAGUGCACAGGUACAUAUCUCAGGGUGAUGCAGAUGAGACCCUAGAUCACAUCCAGCGAGCCCUUAGCAGCUGAGCGGUCAUGCCCAGUCUCUCCAUUAGGUGGCAGUCUUGCUCUUUGUACCGAGGUUUUGCAGCCCCUUUGCAGGGAAACCCCAUCUCGAGGGGAGGGGUAGAAUUAGAGAUACGGAAAAUAGCCAAUGGCUUCCAGACACUGGCCAGUCCAGCCCAGUGGAGGGAACAUAUGACUCCAGGCCCUUGUUGCCUUUGAGUCUGAGAGGCUGUGAAGUCAGGGUCGCUUGUGCAACCCCACUAGGCUUGGUCCCCUCCUCCAGGGUCCCACAGGUGGAGCAGACGUGGUUUUGCCGAGCAGUGGUCUCACUCUGGGCUGCAUGUUGGCACACCUAAUAAGCUUUAAAGAAGCAAGGCGGACACAGCAGCUCCUGUGUGCUGCCAGGGAUUAAUGUUCUGUGUGCUUGUGGAAUCCUAACACUUGCUAUUUAGCUGAGGGUUACCUUGAACUUUUGACCCUCUUGCCCCACUAUGCCCAAUUUAUACGUCGCUGGGGAUAGAUCCCAGAGCUUAGUGCAAGCUGGACGUUCACUCUACCAAGCAAGCUACAUCUGAGUCCUCGGCUGGAUAAUUCUUUGCUGUAGGAACCGUCCUGAGCAUCGUGACAGCUAUGCCACUAGAUAGCAGGAAGUCUGCACCCCGUCUCUCAUUAUGAAACCAAAACUGUCUCCGCACGUGACCGCAUCAUCUCUGACCGCCAGCCCUGAGUGUGGGAUGGGAGGACAGCAGCCGUUGAAUUGUAAUCCGAGAUGCUGUGAGAGUUGGGAUGAGUUGACUCCACGCCGUCUUUACAUCCUCGGAAGAUGUAUAUAGUAGGUGCUCAAUAAAUAAAUGAACACCCCCCCUCCCUCUGUAAUCUCCCUGGAGUUGAUCUGUAGGAGCCGAAGAGCUAUGUCCACUUACUACAAAAUCUGAAUCUGUUUACAAAGGACCUGUAGUAGUAACUUGUCUUGUUGCUGUUUGAGAAAAACCUGUUAAAAACAUCUAAAGGAAGGGUUUGAGUUUGAAGAAAUACUGUCAAUUCCUCAUAACAGGGAAGACAUAGCAGUAGGAUGGGUGUGAGGCAGUGCACCCCAUCAUGGCAGGAAGUGGGGUGAAGGAUGCUGGUGCUCAGCUCACUUUCCCCCUCUUCGUUUAGUUCAGGACUCCAGCCACGGCACGGUGCUCCCCACACUCAGGGAGAGUCUUCCCUUAGUCUUCCCUGGAGCACCCUCACAGCCAUGCUCCCAGGUGUAUCUCCCCAGUGAUUCCAAACCCAGGCAAAGAAUGAAGAUGAACCGACACAGGGCCCACGAUUGCCUUAAAGCUUUCCUCCCAAAAAAGACAGUGAACCUUUUUGUCAGCACCCUUCCCUGCCAGCCUCAGAUGCUCCAAGGUCUGCUGAGCUCGAGCCCAACAGUGUGCUGCCUCUCUCCAGAGCCUAGGACGGGAUUUGGAUGGUUUUGUUUUUGUUUUGUAUUUUGUAUUGUUUUGUCAUUUUUAUUAACUCAAAUAGAGAUUUUUAACAUUGCAUGUGCCUUGGAGCCAUGGGGCAGAGAAGAGAGUAGCUGUUAGUGCCCAGAGAUACCAGAUCAAUUAAAUAACAGUCUCCUGGGGCUGUAGGGGUGGCUCAAUGGUUAGAGCAGCGGCUGCUCUUCAGAGGUCUUGAGUUCAUUUCCCAGCAACCACAUGGUGGCCCACAACCAUCUGAAAUAAACCUUUAAAUAUAAAUAAAUAAAUGUCUCCAGGGAAGGAGCCCAGUGUCA